GCCGUUCCUUCACCUCAGCACCGCCGCCUCUGCCUCGUCAGUUGCCGGCUCCGGGCAGCGAAGCGGGUUCUCUGCCGGCGAACAGCGCAGGAUGUCGGCCACGCUGUACCUGCUGUCCACGCUGGGGGGUUACGUCCUCACCUCAGCGCUUCUCCUCAAGUGCCCGGGGCUGCUUCACCGGCCCAAGCGGCAGCGGUUCCGCUGCCGGCACAUCUCCCACCGCGGCGGUGCUGGAGAGAAUCUGGAGAACACGAUGGCAGCCUUUCACCAUGCAGUUAAUAUAGGAACAGACAUGUUGGAGCUGGAUUGUCACCUGACAAAGGAUGAGCAAGUGGUUGUGUCCCAUGAUGAGAACCUGAAGAGAUCAACAGGAGUCGAUGUCAAUAUAUCCGACCUCAAAUACUCCGAGCUUCCACCAUAUCUCUGCAAGUUGGAUGUCACAUUUCAGAAAGAAUGUCACUGUGAGGGAAAAGAUAACCGUAUUCCUCUCCUGAAAGAGGUGUUUGAGGCAUUUCCACAAACUCCUGUCAACAUUGACAUCAAAGUGAACAACAAUGUGUUGAUCAAAAAGGUUUCAGAGCUGGUGAGUCAGUAUAAACGAGAGCAUUUGACGGUAUGGGGGAAUGUCAAUUACGAGGUUGUAUCAAAGUGUCUUAAGGAGAAUGCUGAUAUUCCCAUCAUCUUCUGUUUGCAACGUGUCCUCCUGCUUCUUGGCCUGUUCUACACUGGUCUGCUGCCAUUCAUUCCUUUCAAGGAAGAAUUCUUGGAAAUUCCUAUGCCUUCCAUCAUCCUCAAGCUGAAAGAACCACAGAAGAUGUCAAGAAGCCAGAAAUUUAUUAUCUGGCUAGCUGACACACUGCUAAUGAGGAAAGCUCUUUUUGACCACCUCACUGCUCGGGGCAUUCAGGUGUAUAUUUGGGUACUGAAUGAAGAACAAGAAUACAAGAGGGCGUUUGAUCUUGGAGCAACUGGAGUCAUGACAGACUAUCCAACAAAGCUCAAGGAGUUUUUACACAAUUAUCCAGCGUAAGGAAAGAAAAACAAGGAAGACCUUGCAGAAUAGAUUCAGCCAAGGAAUGUCAUCAGAAUAAUUGAGCAACGUACGCAAAUCAUUUUGUCUGAAAGAUAUAACUGGGUGAUCCUUGACCUUGUUGUCAGGUUGCUACAUAAUGUAAAGGUUGUCUAUUUAUUUUAAAACUUUAAUUGCAUAGUUUACGUUUGUAAAUAGAUCAUUUAGCAAAGGUGCACUUCACUAAUAGUUACGGUUAAGAAGAAAGUUGCUGGAUAGGAUACCUGUAGAUAAUAAGUGUUAUUUUACCUGUCACACUGUCACGAGUGUUCCUAAGCAGAUGUAAAGACUUGUCAAUUACUCCAGUUACAUUCUAGUGUGCAGAAACUAAAGAACUCUUGAAAGUGUACCCUUGUGUAUAUAUUGCUUGUGUUGCUUUUAAUUUUCAGAUAACUUGUAGGGAAAAAAAAUGCACAGGAGAAAUAGACGGCAGGAUCUGUGGAUGGCCAGUUAGUUUAACCUGUCAAGUGUAGUCAGUAAAGACAGUCACUUGCUCAGUGUAGAUUUACUUAGCUGUUCUUACUGAUAAGAACAUUGAGCUCGAGUUGUGGCUGUAUUUAGACCACUUUUUGAUGUGAUGGUAAUACUGUGACUUACCGGUCAAGGUCUAGGUACAGAAUUUAAGCCAGCUUCUGGGUUUAACGCUGAGUUCCAGUGCAAGGCUCUAGGAUGGCCCCUGGUUCUGACCUGCCUGUCAGGCUGCCAUGGCAUGGUAGCAGCUCGCUUCUCAGAAAGGAGAAUUACACUAAAUAUAGAUUACACGUACUUUGAAAUAGUCUUUUCACAGAGGAAGCCAAUGUUUUAGAAGUCUUUUGCACUUUAAUAGUUUUAACAUCUGUUGGCUUGAUGAAUGGGAAGUUGUUUUCAGGGUGAGGGACCAAAGACGACUUUGUUUGGUCAGGAGUUUUAGGAACAACGUAAGGUUUGUUUUAAAUGAAUUCACCCAAAUCAGAUUCAUGUAUGUACUGCUACAGGAGCAGGUGUCAGUCUAGGAUGUGUGUAAAUUUUAGUCCUUUCUCUCCACAAAAGUACAUUCAAUGUUCCUGAAGUUUAUGGGCAUGGAUGCAGGAGUAACUUUAGCAGCAGAAGCCAGGAAUCCCCAGGUAUUAUGGAAUGGGGAUGGAUAGGAAUGUAUUUCUGGAAGCUGAACGCUGUUCUGUCACUGUGAACAGAUGCUAUGUGUGUGUCAAACAGAUUUGAGCCUGCAAUGCCUGUGUGUUUUGGUGUUAUGUUAGUGUUAGGGUUUUUCGGAAAGAAUUUACCUAUUUUAGCUUAAUUAAUCACAAUGAUGUAUUCACAAAGCUCAGUCAUUUAAUCAUCAGAUACUGCUGGAACAAAACUAUUGUUUAGUGAUAUCAUAUACUUCUUAGACAAACUUCACUUUAAAAGGAUCUAAUUUAAUAAUAAAUAUGAUAGCCAGAAACAAGAGUAUAUUUACUGCAAGAUAUACUCCUUAUUAUAAAUUUUUUUAAGUAAUUAUUAUUUUUUCCCAUGCUAGUUCAGAUUUGGAAGGGCUCUUGUCUCACUUCAGGGAGACAAGACUCCAACCUAUACCUGUAAUCGUGGAGCAUCUUUGCUAUUUCAUUAUGCCUGUCUGUGCUGGAAUGUCAAGUCCAUCUGGAUGGAUAAUCACAUUUGUGUGAUGUCCGUUUAAGGAAAGGGAAAUUCCUUCCUAUAUUUUUUUUCUACUCAUUUUUUUUGCUAUCAAAUUUCCAAUGCACACACCUUCAUAAAGAUGCAAAUAUAACUCUGGUUUCAGAGAACGCUACCAAAUAGCGCUUAGAUGUUAAAACUUCUUUUAGGAUAGGAAAAGCUGAAUCUUAAAGUGCCACUCUUGAGUUCUGGACUUGAUGUCUCAAGGGACGCAUGAUGAUUUAGUUUCUCUCUCAAGUUUUCCUCAUCACUGCCUAAGUAAACUAUUUUGCUUUAUCCUAUAUUGAAUGACAGAACAGUUAUUAAAAUAUGGAUUUAAUUUUAUUAUUUCAUUAUAAUCUUCUGCCUAUUUCACUCUAGCAGUGGUGUUGGAAAUUUCUGCCGUCAAAGAUGCUCAACACGUUCUUCAACCACUAGUCUUCCUACGUCCGAUGUAGCUUUUGACUACACGUGACCUCUCUGAUAAAUCUACUACUUAAUAUCUGAAAUUUGAGUAAGUUCCAGCUAUGUGGGAGGGAGGGGCACAGUGCUGGAAAACUGCCAAAUUUAUUCAGUCACCCGUUUGAAUUCCAGUACAAGAGCUAAAAUCUGAUCUUUUGAGACAAAUAAUGUAAGGAUGAAGCCAUGAAUCUGAGCACCCGUUCACAGGGUUUGGGCCAUGGUAACUGUCCAUAACAAAACAAUACGGAAUUGAGGGAACCGUAGAAUGUUUAUUCUAUCAAAUCAUUGUUUUGAAUGUUCUAGAACAUGCUGUGUGAUUUUUUUUUUUUUUUUAUUAAACCCUUUGUACAGAAAAGCACUUGUUGAUCUUGCACAGCUGUCCAGGAGGAUGUUCAGUUAAUCCCUCUCUCCAAGGAGAGAGUUUUUUUUUUCUUCAGGUAAUUUUAUCUCUAAGUAUUGUUUAACACUUACUGUGUUCUCAAUCCUGUUGCAGAAUACUGUAUGUACGAAGGAUGAUGCAUGUAUUCCAUGCACUUUUAAUUUGCAGAAAAUGCUGUGGACCUCUCUAGCUCAAAAUCUAUGAAGUGAUUUUUUUUCUUUUCUUGUAAAGAAAGAUUGAUGCUCUUGAAAUGUGACACGUUCAAACAUCUUUGCUCAUAAAAGAUCUAAAACUAAA
Messenger RNA from Oxyura jamaicensis (ruddy duck), 3839 nucleotides. It is a transcript of the gene GDPD1, whose product is annotated as glycerophosphodiester phosphodiesterase domain containing 1. Gene Ontology annotation, molecular function: phosphatidylcholine lysophospholipase A1 activity; phosphoric diester hydrolase activity. Gene Ontology annotation, cellular component: endoplasmic reticulum membrane. The coding region runs from base 92 to 1030 and encodes 312 amino acids. The transcript is spliced from 10 exons. Lineage: Eukaryota; Metazoa; Chordata; Aves; Anseriformes; Anatidae. The record is from RefSeq and is a predicted model, not a curated record. Gene Ontology annotation, biological process: glycerophospholipid catabolic process; N-acylethanolamine metabolic process.